AUGAGAAUGCAGUGGAAGGCAGUGAAGGCGGUCUUCUCUUCUUCUCCAGUCCAGACGAUGCACAGGCACAACCAGCAACUCCUCAACUUAGCUCUCGAACUCUCCAGUCCAGACGCACAAGCAUUUGAUUUCGGUCUGCAAGAGAAUUUUUUCAACAUAUGCAGUAAUACUGGAGGUGAGAAAUCGACAGUGAAGCCACAAGCCCCGAUCAAACUCGAAGCCUUCAUCCUCUUUCUCUCAUACCAUCGAGAAAGAGCAAAGCAUGACUAUGAACAAUUGAAGAAAACUGUUGAUGAACUGCGGGCAUCUGAGCAGAAUGUCAAGUUGGUAAAAGAGCUGAAAGGAGCCGUGGGUGAAUCCACCAAGGAUUUUGAUUUGUCUAAGAGGUAA
Molecule: messenger RNA, 390 nt
Organism: Ilex paraguariensis (yerba mate)
Lineage: Eukaryota; Viridiplantae; Streptophyta; Magnoliopsida; Aquifoliales; Aquifoliaceae
Source: the annotation of a GenBank genome assembly